UCCCUUUGCUUCACUUUCAUCUCUGCUUGGCUGGAGGCUGGUGAGGAGAAGGGCUGAGGAGAAAUCCAACCAUAUCUGAGACUCAGGUUGCUGUGAGUCUUCGUCCUAAUUGUCAGUCAUUUCUAAUAAGACUUGAAACACCACCGAGCAGCUCCUUUUGGGUUGCUCAAGGCUUAUCUUCUUCAGCCUUUGGCCCCUCCUUGGACCUGCCAUGAUUCACAGCCUCUUCCUGAUUAACUCGUCUGGAGACAUCUUCCUAGAAAAACACUGGAAAAGCGUUGUCAGCCGCUCAGUUUGCGACUACUUUUUCGAGGCUCAGGAGCGGGCUUCGGAGGCGGAAAACGUGCCCCCCGUGAUCCCGACCCCCCACCACUACCUCUUAAGCGUUUAUCGGCACAAGAUCUUCUUUGUGGCUGUGAUCCAAACUGAGGUGCCCCCUCUUUUUGUCAUCGAGUUUCUCCACCGGGUUGUAGAUACUUUUCAGGAUUAUUUUGGGGUCUGCUCUGAGGUCGUCAUAAAGGACAAUGUGGUGGUGGUCUACGAAGUGCUGGAGGAGAUGCUGGACAAUGGGUUCCCACUGGCUACAGAAUCCAACAUCCUGAAAGAGUUAAUCAAGCCACCUACUAUCCUCCGGACAGUUGUCAACACCAUUACAGGCAGCACCAACGUUGGGGAACAGCUUCCCACAGGGCAGCUCUCGGUGGUCCCCUGGCGCCGGACUGGGGUGAAGUACACCAACAACGAGGCCUAUUUCGACGUGAUUGAGGAGAUAGAUGCCAUCAUUGAGAAAUCAGGUUCUACAGUUACCGCUGAAAUUCAGGGGGUGAUCGAUGCCUGCGUGAAACUGACAGGGAUGCCAGACCUUACCCUCUCUUUCAUGAACCCCAGGCUGCUGGACGACGUCAGCUUCCACCCCUGCGUGCGUUUCAAGCGCUGGGAAUCGGAACGUAUCCUCUCUUUCAUUCCUCCAGAUGGGAACUUCCGCUUGCUUUCUUACCACGUCAGUGCUCAGAACCUGGUGGCCAUCCCUGUCUAUGUGAAGCACAACAUCAGUUUCCGAGACAGCAGCUCGCUGGGCCGCUUUGAGAUCACAGUGGGGCCCAAGCAGACGAUGGGGAAGACCGUCGAGGGGGUGAUGGUCACCAGCCAGAUGCCCAAAGGUGUCCUGAACAUGACCCUCACGCCUUCCCAAGGGACGCACACCUUUGAUCCUGUCACAAAGAUGCUGACUUGGGAUGUGGGGAAGAUCAACCCACAGAAGCUGCCAAGCUUAAAGGGGACGAUGAGCCUUCAGGCAGGAGCCUCCAAGCCCGACGAGAACCCCACCAUCAACCUACAGUUCAAAAUCCAGCAGCUGGCUAUUUCUGGUUUGAAAGUGAACCGCCUUGACAUGUACGGAGAGAAGUACAAACCUUUCAAGGGAAUCAAGUACAUGACUAAGGCCGGGAAGUUCCAGGUCCGGACCUAAGAAUGCCCCUGGCCAAGCGAAGAAGACGUGAGUGUGCCCUCGCUACCUGAUCCGUCUCUGCCCCUGGCAUCUCCCUGCUGUCGUUCUCCUGAAUCUGGCCAGGGCAGGUCUCUCUUUUUUGCACUGGGCGUGCCAAGCGCCUCCACCUUUUGUUUAAUUUUGGACUAGAUGGAAGAGUCUGCGAGAGAGGACAGUAAGAGGCUUGCCUAUCAGUUCUUCAGCAACCACAGAUCUUUCCCUCCUCAUCCUUGUGGUUGCCAUUUCCUUGUGUCUUGGCCAAGUAGAUUUUCUCUAUGAACAGAUUUUCGGUCACGUUCAGGAGCCAAAGCUACUGGUAUAUAGAGUCUUCAAUAAUCUCCAUACACAAAUUCUAAAAAGCUAACUGGAGGAGGCUUUGACUUGGCAUCUGUAUGAAUUCAGUCAUAUUUAUGGGUCUGGUAAGAGGCUGAAAGAAGGUAAAAGUUUUCUUAGAGGACUGAAGGUAGCUUGAAAGAGGUUCCUCAGCCCAUUCACUCAUUUCAAAUCUUAUCUAGGCCAAACAGGUUUCGUAGGGUUGCGGGCCAUGCUUUGACAGCCUGCCAGGCCUGUUUGCCUAGAAAGGUCUGAGCAUGUGCGCGUCUGGCAACACCAGCCUCUAUCAUGCCAUCGUCAGCUCUUUGAAAUGCUCAGGUCUGCCAAGGUUUCUUCAUCAGGGAAGGGUGGUGCAAAGGAUGUGUACCGAUCUCUAUUUCAAGAUUGUAGCAGGAGAUGUCUGGCUAAAGGAAAAGAGAGGCAAAAUCCUGGGGCUUUUGAGAGUUUGUACCACAGCUCCUCCUCAAGCAUGCAAUGGGCCUCCUUUCACACAUUGCUUCUGUAUAAACAGAAUGUAGCUCUCUACCAAGCAUGGGCAAACAUUGACCCUCCAGGUGUUUUGGACUUCAGUUUCCACAAUUCCUAAAAGCUGGCUGGGAUUUCUGGGAGUUGAAGUCCAAAAUACCCGGAGAGCCGAAGUUUGCCCAUGCCUGCUCCACACACGUCUUUGUGUGCAUACUGAUCUGAGAUGGCAUUAAUUUUACACAGUCAGUUCUGGAUUUUUCUCCCCACUAAACAUGGCAGAUCCAACUUGAUAUCUUUGGCAUGGGGACCUUGGUCUUUGGGAUGCCAUGUGAAAGCAAACAGUACCAGAGAAUCCAUAAAACUGGUUACUGGGCCCCCAAAAACCAUGCAUAGCUAGUUUGCUAGUUUAAAAAUGGUGCUGUAAAUGUUUUUUUGCUGCUGCUGCAGGAUUGUUUAAGGAGACGUGUGAAAAACAGCAUUGCCCUUUGGAAAAGACAUUCCCUUUUGCACCCCUGUUGAUUAGUUGAAUGCUAAGAGAAGAAAAACAUGAGGCGCAUGAAUUUGUUGUAGUUGUUUUUAAGAAGAGCAUCCAUUGCAAGGCAAAAGAUGAGGGGCAGUGGAGGGUCUAGAAAAGCUAUAUGUAUGGAUUAUAACUUCCAGAAUCCCACACCAGUAUGACCAUUUAUGUACUGUAUUUAUAUAUUCCAUAGGAUUGUAGAAUGUUUAUUUAUUUAUUUAUUUGGGCAUGUAGCCAUACUGGUUGGGAGAAACAUGAAUGUAUAUUGGCAGACUUUGGAGCUUUGUGGACUACAGGCUGCAUAGGAGUAUAGCUUCCAGGGCUGAUCUUAGAAUUGCAGCAACAUCAUUCAGGAUCCCAAGUUACUGUGUUGUCAAAGGCUUUCAUGGCUGGAAUCACCGGGUUGCUGUGAGUUUUCCAGGCUGUAUAGCCAUGUUCCAGAAGCAUUCUCUCCUGACGUUUUUGCCCAUAUCAAUGGCAGGCAUACUUAGAGGUAAUGAAGCCUGUUGGAAAUUCAUAUCAUUACCAGCCCAAUCGAAUAUGCACAGCACACCUGGAAAGUGUUGGGAUGCAUCUAAAGAAAAAUAAGAGGCCUUGGUUCAAAUCUGUUGUUUUGCUCUGGAGGAGAGAGAUGUACCUGCAGUUUCUGCGCAGUAGAUGGAGUUGCAGCCUCACAAAAGCCUCACCUUUUUUUCCUGGUGAAGAUGCUCCCUGGCUAGAAGCCAGUAUUGUGUAGCUCUAGUUUAAAUUCCAUUGCUGAUCUUUUUCUUACAUAAAUUGGAACUAUGGUAUCUUCCUUCCUUUGGACCAGAAAGGUUCUGCUUGGCUUUUUGAUCCUCGUUUUAUCUGUUUCUUAAUUAUGUUUAGAUCUCAUAUUUCUUCCAGCGAGCUCAAGGAAGCCUGCAUGACCCUCCUUGUCCCCAUUUGUAUCUCCCUUGUGUGUUAGAUCAGGCUGGGAGGGAGGCGCUCAAGGACACUCAUUGAUGGUUCAGUGUAGACAAUGUUGGUCUUGUAAGUCUCAAUCCAACACACCAAUAACUUGAUGACAUGAAUGGAUAGAGUUCGCACACUCCACUUCUAGCUAAUUCAGACUCUUAAACGCUGCUUAUUAAUUUCUAAACCUGACUGACCAACUCUUAAGCCCAAUCCCCUUGUUUUGUUUUUUCUCACUGAACACAACAACUGUAGCUGAAUGUGUUGUUGAAAGCUUUCAUGACUGGUAUCACUGGGUUGCUGUGAGUUUUCCAGGCUGUAUGGCCAUGGUUCCAGAAGCAUUCUCUCCUGAUGUUUCUACUACAUCUAUGGCAGGCAUCCUCAGAGGUUGUGAGGUCUGUUGGAAACUAGGCAAGUGGGGUUCAUAUAUCUGUAGAAAGUCCAGGGUGGGGGAAAGAACACUCGUCUGUUGGAGGCAAGUGUAAAUGUUGCCAUUGGCCACCUUGAUUAGCACUGAAUGGCCUUGCAGCUUCAAAGUGUGGCUGCUUCCUGCCUGGAGGAAUCCUUUUUUGGGAAAUGUUAGCUGGUCCUGGUGGUUUCCUGUCUGGAAUUCCCCAGUUUUCUGAAUGUUGUUCUUUAUUUACUAUUUUCUUUAUUUAUUUAGAGUUUUUUUAAAUAUUGGUAGCCAGAUUUUGUUCAUUUUCAUGGUUUCAAUCAGAGCUAGCUAACACCUCCCAACAAAGGAUUCUCUCAGGCAGAUAUAUACACCUGCCUCAAACAGACAAGAGUUCUUUCUCCCACCCUGGAUAUUAUCCCACAGAUAUAUAAACCCCUCUUUCCUAGUUUUUAAUAAGCCUCACAAACUCUGAGGGUGCAUACCAUAGAUGUGGGUGAAACGUCAGGAGGGAAUACUUCCGGAACAUGGCCAAACAGCCCAGAAAACUCACAGCAACCCAACUUUAGCUGACUAUCACCAGCUUUAUUCAAACCCACCAAUGACCUCUUGCUCUCAAGGCAAUCCUACAAUCUGAGCCAGGCUGCUUGGUUUGUUGUUCCUCUCUCAAACUGCAAGGCUUGUUUUGGACACCGAAUACUGGGUGUAGGGUUUUGGGACUUCAGAGCGUUCUCCGGCUUGCUCACUUCACUGGAACGUAAUGUUUCUUUCAAGCUUAAUCCCUUUUGACAAAGCGAUCCAACUUUGUAUCAACAAGUGCGUACCUUUCUCGGCAUAGUGCAGCCAGCUUUCUUUCUUAAGCCUGCAUCCGCUUGCUAGAAUCCAUUGAGAUUUGGGACGAGUGACUGGGUGCCUAAUGAGGCUGCUAUGGCGUAAAGAAGGGGUGGUACUAAAUUCAGCUUCCACUUCCUGACAGUCCAUUUGUUCCCUCUAGCAGCUUGUUCUGUCUCUAAAUGCUUCCAUUGGUCUCUUUUGCAUGGGGAGCAUGUGAGCUGUUGCCUCUUCAGAUCCCAACAUCCAGACACAGUUUGUUUUCCUCCUGUUUCUCUCCAUUUUCCAUCUCUGCUCCCUUUGGACAGAUGCCUGUUUCAGCCCAAUUUGAUGAAGGCCUCGGAUGUUCAGGAGGUUGUGUGGACAUCUUAUGGCUUCCUGACCAUACAAGGCCCUCAUCUGAAGUGUCUAUCCCUUUACCGCCACUUUAGAAAAAUAUAUCGAUCCUCCCCAUUCUUCCUAUGUUGGCCACUUGUGGCGCACGGAGAGUGUGAACAGAGUUGUUUGUGGCACGCUGAGAAUGUGAAAAAUGCAAAUAAAUCUACUUCUUUAUAAAACUUU
Messenger RNA from Anolis carolinensis (green anole), 5520 nucleotides. RefSeq names its product adaptor related protein complex 3 subunit mu 2 (gene ap3m2). The record is from RefSeq and is a predicted model, not a curated record. The coding region runs from base 212 to 1468 and encodes 418 amino acids. Gene Ontology annotation, biological process: endocytosis; intracellular protein transport. The transcript has 9 exons. Lineage: Eukaryota; Metazoa; Chordata; Lepidosauria; Squamata; Anolidae. Gene Ontology annotation, cellular component: clathrin adaptor complex; cytoplasmic vesicle.